AUGCAAGUAGAACACAAAACUGCGUUGGUUACCGGAGGAGCAGACGGAAUAGGCUUCGCCUGUGCGAAAGAACUUUUACGAAAUGGAGCUGCGCAUGUGGCAAUUCUUGACUUGGCGACGUCCCCUGGCGUGGAAUCGGUCCGUAAAUUGAACACCGAAUUCGGUGAAGGACGAGGGAUCUUCGUAGUCUGUGAUGUCACAAAGGACAGUGAAUUCGAAGCUGCGUUCGCCAAAACCUUCGAGGAAUUCGGUGGACUGGAUAUCGUGGUCAACAACGCUGGUAUAGCGAACGAAUCCAUGUGGGAAUCGAUGAUCGACGUUAAUCUAAAGGGCGUCGUGAGGGGAACGAUUCUGGGUCUUCGGCACCUUGGAAAGGACAACGGUGGAAAAGGUGGCAUCAUCGUCAACACCGCAUCUAUCUUUGGCUUGGAGCCUUCAGCCUGGUCUCCAGUUUACAGCGCGGUCAAACAUGGCGUGGUUGGCUUGAGUCGAUCGUUCGGUGCAACUUACCACUACGAAAAAACUGGCGUCCGAGUGAUGACGAUUUGCCCAUCAUUCACACGGACGAACUUUGUAGUCGAUGGUGGUAGCGACUUUGGUCCAUUCGUCGACCGAGGAUUGGCUAUGAAGGACAUCAUGCAACAACCACUGCAAAAGCCGGAGAUCGUCGGUGAAGCUUUGGUGGAAAUCAUUGAAAGAGGUGAGAGUGGCAGCGUCUGGAUAUCGGAGAACAGCGAGCCGGUCUGCGAAGUUCUCAUCCCCAAACGCUUCGAACUGAUAGCUUCUUCCAGAAUGCAAAACUAG
Messenger RNA from Neodiprion fabricii, 804 nucleotides. RefSeq names its product 15-hydroxyprostaglandin dehydrogenase [NAD(+)]-like. Gene Ontology annotation, cellular component: cytoplasm. Lineage: Eukaryota; Metazoa; Arthropoda; Insecta; Hymenoptera; Diprionidae. Gene Ontology annotation, molecular function: oxidoreductase activity, acting on the CH-OH group of donors, NAD or NADP as acceptor. The transcript has 6 exons. The coding region runs from base 1 to 804 and encodes 267 amino acids. The record is from RefSeq and is a predicted model, not a curated record.